GGAAUGCCUCGACAGAGAACGGCUCCGGGGCUUAAAAACAGGAGAAGUCCUGGGCAGGGUGCACAGUUUAGCAGAUACCCGCCCAUUGCGUCCACCGGAUCGUCUGUGCGACACCAAGGCAUCCCAUCAGUGGCGGAACCACCUGCCCUCCCCCACACCGGAAGCCCCGCUGACCCAUCCCCUGGGGCUACGGCUCCUGCCCAACGUCCUGGUGGACCCGGUGCUCAACUACCCACUGGAACUCCCCGAGCGAGAACU
Pelobates cultripes (western spadefoot toad) is the source of this 258-nucleotide messenger RNA. The record is from the annotation of a GenBank genome assembly. Lineage: Eukaryota; Metazoa; Chordata; Amphibia; Anura; Pelobatidae.